Messenger RNA from Heteronotia binoei (common prickly gecko), 772 nucleotides. RefSeq names its product dynein light chain LC8-type 1 (gene DYNLL1). Lineage: Eukaryota; Metazoa; Chordata; Lepidosauria; Squamata; Gekkonidae. Gene Ontology annotation, biological process: microtubule-based process; cilium assembly. Bases 256 to 525 code for a protein of 89 amino acids. Gene Ontology annotation, molecular function: dynein intermediate chain binding; dynein light intermediate chain binding. The record is from RefSeq and is a predicted model, not a curated record. Gene Ontology annotation, cellular component: cytoplasmic dynein complex. The transcript has 3 exons.
AUUGUUGUCGUAGCCAAUGACUGUUGCCGGGGAAGGAGGUGGGCGUGGCACCGGCAGCGGAGGCGGGAGGGCGAGGCCGGGUUGGCAGAGCUUGUCGCGGUCGAGGGAGUGUAGGGCGGCUAAGUGCGCGCGCGCCUCCUCAGUUCGUUACGCGACGGGGGAGCCGGAGGAACGCGGAGUUGCCAACCUGCCCGUUCACUCCACUAACAUCCCUUCCCGCGGUCCUCGGAAGCAGCCCAGCAGCACACGGUAACCAUGAGUGAUCGAAAGGCUGUGAUCAAGAAUGCGGAUAUGUCUGAGGAGAUGCAGCAGGACUCUGUGGAGUGUGCUACACAGGCCCUGGAAAAAUAUAACAUUGAGAAAGACAUUGCUGCCCACAUAAAAAAGGAGUUUGACAAGAAAUACAAUCCUACUUGGCACUGUAUUGUGGGAAGAAAUUUUGGCAGCUACGUGACUCAUGAGACCAAACACUUCAUCUACUUCUACUUGGGCCAAGUUGCUAUUCUGCUCUUCAAAUCUGGUUAGAACAUGGGAUUGUUCCACCCAAACAUGUGUUUGAUUGCAAGACUGCACACUACUUCCGAAUAGACUGAAGUCUUCAGCCUUCCCCAGGGAACAUACCUUGAUCUUCAAGCCUUUUGUUGUUUUAAGGGACAGGUACUCUUCUGUACCAGUUGGUGUUUUUGUUGUGGCCAUAAAAAAUAACAAAAAAUAAUCUUGUAUGUAUUUUUUUUCAAAGUUCCUUUUCUAAUAAAAUUGGACAUGCUCUCAA